Messenger RNA from Ostrinia furnacalis (Asian corn borer), 1905 nucleotides. Its product is annotated as dnaJ homolog dnj-5-like. The record is from RefSeq and is a predicted model, not a curated record. The annotation marks the transcript as partial. NCBI's taxonomy places the organism in Eukaryota, Metazoa, Arthropoda, Insecta, Lepidoptera, Crambidae. The transcript has 9 exons.
CAGGCUGAAGCUGUGCGUAAAACGAAACCUCAAAAUGUUGAAACUAAGCCCUCUGUUAAAGCCAACUCCAAACUUGACAAGCCACCGAAUAACACCAAGCAUGGCGAUGAAAACAAACUCAAAAGUGAGAAAAAGCAUCAAUCUACCAUAUCUUCUGGUAGUGAGUCUGGCGAUGUGAACACAGAUGAUGCAGAGAAACCGCAAAAGCCAUCGAAAAAGUCCAAAAACAAACAUAGCAACAUCUCCCGCAAGUGGUCUUCAUUGGAUGACAUCACCAACGAAGAAGACGGAAACUAUGAACAUGGGAAUGAAAGCCAAUUUGUGUUCAUUGAAAAUCAGGAAAAGCCAUCAAAGAAGGAAAAGAAAAAUGAUAAAAAAACUAAAGCUGACAAGAAUGUCAUGGAUAGUGACUUUAAAAUUGAAGAGGAUGAGCAAUCGCAAUUUGUUUUCCAGGAGAGUCCGACUGACCCUGCUAAAAUCAAGAAGAAAAAGGAUGCUCGGAACUACCAUAAGGCUAGUAAGCCAGUGCAGGACAAAAAGAAAGCUACUCAGUCGAAGGUUAGACGGAAUAAGCCGGGCUACUUGGGUCUAGCUCAGAACUAUUUAGAACACUGGGGCGGAGCAACCUGGAAGGCUUUGGUGUGGUUUGCUUAUCUAAUAUCGGACAUUUGUGGAAUGAGUCUACACUUGCUGUUCGAUCUUUGCACAUCAGCCUUCACGCAGACGUAUGUGAGCUCGCAAGCAGUAUGGAGGUCCACCAAGGAUUAUGUAUACAAGAUGAGAGACAACAAGUACUUGCUGUACAUAGAUAGAAAAUUUGGACACACGCGCUUCGGGUUUUGGAGGAAGUUGAAGUGGUUUAAAAAAGCAGAAGUUGAGCCUGACACAGGGAAUGAUUCAACGAAACUGAACGCCAAUAUACCGCUGCCGGCUACCGGGGAGGAGGCGAUGAAGAGGCUGCUUGCGUGCAAAGGAAAGGACCCUUACAGUAUUCUAGGCGUAAGCGUCCACUGCACAGACGAGGAGAUCAAGCGGUACUACCGGCGGCAGGCCUUCCUGGUGCACCCCGACAAGAACCAGCAGCCGGGCGCAGAGGAGGCCUUCAAGAUCCUGCAGCACGCCUUCGACCUCAUCGGCGAGCCGGAACGAAGAGAAGCGUACGAGAGACGCGCGUUAGAAUCGCGACACGUGGAAGCGGCGUGGAGCGAGCUCAGUCAGCUGUUGGCCCAGCUUCAUGACAAAAUGGAGUUUGCUGCCAACACCAUAAGAUGCACUAAUUGCGGGCGGCGGCACAAGCGAGUGGCAACGGAUCGGCCGUGCUACGCCGCUCGCUACUGCUCUCAGUGCAAGAUCCGACACUCCGCUAAAGAGGGCGACAUCUGGGCGGAGUCGAGCAUGCUGGGGCUGCUGGUGAUGUACUACGCCUGCAUGGACGGCGCCGUCUACCAGAUCACGCAGUGGGCCAGCUGCCAGAAAAAGAACCUAAAACAGUUGCGGCCAGACUGCCACGUGGUGCAGUACCGCAUAGUGCUGGGCAACAAGGCGGCCGCCGCCGACCUCAGCCAGCCGCCACACGCAGGGCACGAACCAAACUUGGAGGAGUUCCUGAACACUUUGUACCGCGGCGCGCCGCCCGCGCCUGAGCCUGACAAGCGGCGCCGCGCGCGCAAACCUAAGCAGUAAGACCGCUACUAUACCGGGUAGGGACAGAAAACCGCUUGCUAUAUCGCUUACACCGGGUUCCCACUAUGCCGGACCGGCAGAUCUCCCGGUCCGGUAAAAUCGCCGGAAGGCCUAGCGGCGGUACAAAUUGUAUGAGGCCGCUUGUAAAAAUCCGUUUUUUUGACCGGACAACGGCCCGAUUUUUUUCACCGGAUUUAGCGGUGGCGUACGGUUUAUAAUGAA